UUUAUAACUUUUUAUUAAAAAAAAACAUUUAUCUCUGGCAUAAAUUAUAUAUUUGAAUUAUUUUUUUCAGAACAAGACAAGUCCCAAACACUCAUCCACCUGAUGAGCUUUUUCAGCACCACGGACAGGUCUUCCAAAUAAAUAAAACGCCAGUCCAUUAUUCUGUUAUUUUUUUUUUAAAUGUCCAGACGAAAGGUUUAUGUUUUCGCAUUUAAAUUGAUUAAGAUAUAAAUUCGAUUACAGGAACCUGAAGCAAAUAGGUUAAGAAAAACUGGAAACUGUCACCAUCUCUCUGGCGGUAUUUAUAUCGGAGCUUUGUCCCCUAUUAAAAAGGCCUACAUUUUAAACCGGUCUUUUUCACCGCCCACGAUUAGCAUAUCCCAAGGUUAUAUAUCUUGGUAUUUAUCUGUUUUCUUAUUUUUUUACAUUAUUACAUCAUCUACAGAGAGAGGAGAAAAACAAAACAGUCGGAUGAAUUUCAAACGUAGUAUUCCGUGAAACGCACAGCAAAUUCCUGUAAGAUGUAUUUAGAGUUUCCGACGCAGUAGUGGGAAAUAUUUUGUAAUAUUCACCGAACCCUCGUUUUUUAAAAGAGCUGAAGGCGUAUUUUAAUGGGAUCUAGAAAACAGUGUCUUUUCCUCGUAUCUUCAUUUUUUUUGGCCAUAGUCCGAGCUCCUACUGUGUUCUCAGACAGUCCGGACUAAUCAAACCUUUCCACGUGGGCCAGCGCCAGUUGUCUGGUUGCUAGGAGACUUGCUGCACUUUCUGUUUACUGCGCGCAGACAUCCAGGCCUCCUGGACAGAAAAAGGCAUAAAAUGUAGUUAUACAUGCCGAUACAGACGUACGCGGAGAGACAUAACUUUAGGGGACGCAAGCACCUGACGAUUUCGAAUUACUGCCCGAAAGUACUGCGCUUUUCAAUGUCCAGGGGUAUAAGGCUAGAAAAAAACAAUUUAAGUAUGGCAGGAAAUCAGAGGAAGCUGCUAAGCCAUAGUGAAGAACUGAAGCUGAGAAAGGAGCUUGAGAGCUUACACAAGCAGUCUCAGCAGGAUUUUCUUCAUUUCAAGCAGAUGAUCAGCAAUUCUUAUCGAAAUAUGAGUUUCCCGACUGUACUGCUGGAUUCCUCACCAGAUCAAUCCCAUACGACAAACACUGAAACUCUCAGGGGACUUCACAGUCAUCAAAGUACCCUUGAAAAUAAAAGCACAAUUAUUUCUGGUAAGUUGUUUGGCCCAGACAAUAUUCAGGUAGGCAUUUUGAAAUCCCCAAUUGCCUCACCUCCAAAAGAACUGAAGAAGGAAAGUGUCCAGAACCAUGUGGCUGGAAGUAAGGAGGCAAAUCAUCAUGUACCUGUUAUGAGUUUGCAAAGCUGCCAGAAAGAGUCUAAAUAUACUAGAAAUAAAAGCCAAAACAGUGCAGCCCUGAAGCCCGCUAUUGCUCAACAAGUGGGAACUACAAAAAUUGUUUUACUGUCAAAACGACCUGAGCCACCUCAGAAACCCAAAUCAGUACAACCAGUGACUCGAGGGACUCGGACCAGAGUACGUGCUCCGGUGACACCUGCUGCAGGAGAGUUGGGAUCAGCUACAAUGAAAAACCAGCUACAUAGGAACAAGCGAAGAGGGACGAGUGUAACAGUUCCGCAAGUCUUGAGCUCUGACAGUAGCGAUGAGAGUGAAAAUAAUGACGAUUCUCACUCCGAAGACUCUGACGAAAGUGUGCGCUCAGAAAGUCACCGGAAACACAGAGGAAAGGCUGGAAAGAAGAGGAGGAAAGUGGGGACGGAGAGCCAUCCCUCUGCACGGCAUCAGCAGCCAACAUCUGUUGACAAUGGAAACUCUGCGAGCCGGCAAAGCACCGUGGGAUCCAGCCACGCUCAUAGUGUGAGGUCUGCUUCAGAGCUGCUGGAGGAGGCUAUAGACAUAGCUAGAACAGAUGCCUCAGUGAAUGAGAAAUACUUCCAGCAGAGACAGCCAGAAGGGUCCACGUUAACAGCAAAGACACUGGUUAGGGACAGUGCAAGAACUGUGGAUGAAAUAUUUGCAUCUCUGCAGUCCGGGAACAACACAGACUCCCUCUCGGCAUCGGACCAGAUGAUCAAAGAGCUCAUGGAGAGAGUGCUUGGCCACAGCUAUGGUAGUGAAUGUGAGGAAAGUGUUUCAAAAGAGGAUUCAACAAAUGAAUCAAAGCUGAUAAAAAGUGAAGGACCUGAAAGGAGUGAAGCAGAAGAUUUAAAGGAAGAUGUCGAUGGCAGGCCAGUGCAGACUCCAGAUGCGUUAAAAGAUGACAUUUUACAUCAAAAUAUCCCCAUGAAAAUUAUUCAGAAAAAAGAUCCAGCUGGAGUGUCACCAGUUACACAUAUUUCAUCUGAUGUUUCCUUGGCAUUCAAAGAAGGCUCUUCCCAGAUUAUGUCUCCAGAAGAUUUUUCAUUCGGCCAAGAGGAUAUUAAUAUUAGCGGAAUAGAGCUUCCUAAACAGGUGACAUAUUCGGAUAUACUUCAUGUGAAGGGACAGCGAUUGUCAGCCACAGGCGAACAGCAAACAGCAAUAUGGAAAAGUGAACCAAUGGAGCACAUUUCCUUUUUGGCAACAUGGACUCCAAAACUUCAGGCUAAGGAGUAUAAAACCAUCCACCACCUCUGUACUCCUCCAUUUAGCCAAGUUCUGCCUUUGGGUUUACAAUUGGCUUCUCGGGCUUUUCAUACUCCAAGCAAAAUGCCUGCAGGUCCCUGGAUUUUUCCACAGGUGGCAGCACUGAGUCUCUUCACAGACCAGGCAGAGAAACACAGGAUUCUAUCAGAAGAAGGGAGAAAUUCAAAAGUCUCUGAAGCUAGUCCAGAGGAUGGAGUUGUAUGUCUGCCAGCACAGUCCCCAGAGAGUUUAGCUGAAUGGCAAAGGAUUGCAGAGUAUUAUAUAGACAGACCAAGGAUGGUACUUUUAGGAAGACAGGCUUCCAUGUACACAAAUGAGUCAAGAAUGCUUUGGCACCUAGCACCUCCAAAGUUCACUUUUGCACCUUCGUUCGUGCAGGACAAGUUAUUUCCAAAGUACCAGGAAACAAGAAACACUGUACUGAGCGAAGAGCUCUGUUGUGACCUGCAAGACAGGAUUGAAACAGACUACAGCCUUUUGAAUGUGGAACAUAGAGCUUCAAUGGAGAAUACUUUAUUCCGAAGUUGCAGAUCCAUGGUGAAUUUAAGUUCAGCUGAAGAAACCUCUCUGCCUCUUUUACUGGAUAGUGGUUCUAAGACUGUAAUGAAAAGGUCAGAGUCGGCUCCCAAUCUUUCUACAGGACCAGAAACACUUUUGAAGGUGGCCGCUGAUUUUAAAGCUGUCACAAAGGAACUGGAGGCUGUAAAGAGGCAGUUCGCUCAGUUUAAGACGGUGACCCCAGUAGAAACCUCAACAGUGCAUGUUUUGAACGAAACGUUGUCAACACAGUUGGUCCAAGCAGAUGUUCCAGAUCCUGCCAGUGGUCAAGUCCUAGUUGUGCAAAGAAAGGAGAAGGAAGAUCUCUCCCCAUCUGAUGCAGCACGGAAAGCAGGAAUGAAAUACAUCAUAUAUCCAAGGAAGAAGGCCAAAAAAGAAACUAAGAAGCUUAGCCCCGAAAAGCUAGGUUUUGUACAGGAGAAAUUUAACCAACCUCCAAGGAUGUUGUCAAGGUCCGAGUCUUUGCCCAAGCUGCAGAUGAGAACAGAUCGCUCUUUAAGGGCACCUGAGAAGAUCCGGCACUCUAGAAGACCCAGUCUUCCCCUGCAGCUGGAUUUUGAAGAAUUUGCUGAAGAUCAAGGAGGAAUCCCCAGGAACAUCGUUCCUAGAGAGUGGGCGAGGAGUAUUUGGAACACCUGGUUCGACGAAGUGUUUCCCCCACCUGAAGAACAUCCCGGAGUGGAUUACUUCAGGCCCGACUUGCUGGGUAUAAAAAACCCCAACGACAAAUCUCACGCUGACAGGGAAGUGCCAGUGCCAGAAGGAGUGGACCUCUCCUCUACCCUCGAUGAGGCAGUCACUACUGCCGAUUUACAGGUUGAAGUGGAGAGGCUCACACAGCUUAUAUCAGAGAAGGAACUAUCUAGUGCCAUCCAUUUAUGCCGACGAGGAGCUCUCAAUAAAAAACUAGGUCAUCUUAACCUUGCACUGGAAGAUCUUAAUACAGCAAUAAGAAUAGAGCCACAUUUGCUUGAUGCAUACUGGCAUAGGCAUAGCAUUCAUUUGCUAAAGACUAACCUUGAAAAGGCCUUGGAUGACCUGAAUUUCAUAAUAAAGCACAAUAAGACCCAUGCAGAUGCCUAUAAAUCAAAGGCAGAAAUUUAUCGAAAGAAAGGAGACAGUACAUUGGCCAUAAUAAAUUACACUCAGGCAAUUAAAUGCAGACCAGAAGACGACGAGAACUAUUUUCGGAGGGCUGAGAUGUAUGAAAAGAGAAACGAAAUUUUACUAGCAAUGGAAGAUUAUGUGAAGACCUUCACCAUCAAUCCCAGAAGGACAGAUGCUUUGAUGAUUCAUGGCUUGCAUUACUUUCGCACUUCAAACUGGGUGGUAGCUCUUUCUGAUUUCACAGCCCUGCUCCAGCAGGAGCCUAACAACGCCCAAGCUAGGACCUACCGGGGGAGAAUAUAUGCCAAGUUGUGCCAAUACCGAGAAGCCAUAGAAGAUUUGUCUGCAGCAGCUCAUCUGGACCCCAGCAACUGGGUGGCCUUCUACUACAGAGGCUGCUUGCUGAGGAAGAUCCACCCUGAGAUGGCACUGAGGGACCUCAGUGUCUCUGUUCUGAUCAACGACAGCUUUGAAAACCUCGGUGCUCUCCUCCACCGUGGGAUUCUUUACACAGAUUACAGUCAGUGGGCUCAGGCUAUUUGUGACUUUGAACAUGUGCUGAGGCUUGACAGAUUUGUUCCUGUUGCACAUGUAAACCUGGGACUUGUCUACAUGCUGAAAAUGGACCAUCAUUAUGAGGCAAUUCGGAGAUUCACAAAUGCCAUAAAAGUGGAUCCUACUUACAUCAGAGCAUAUAUUUGUAGAGCUCAAGCUUAUCACAAGGUGCAUGAUAUACAGAGAGCACUGAAAGACUUAACGCAUGCUAUCCAUCUCCAGCCUGAUGCACAGCAUCUUUACAUAAUGAGGGGCCAGUAUUUGUGUGACAUGAAGGAAUUUGAGCUGGCUAGUUUCUGUAUCCAGUAUGCUGCUGAAAUGAAUAAAGCUAUAGGCUCAUGUCCUGUGCAGCAGGCAGCAGUCCACUCCUUCCUGGACAACAACACAAAAGCUAUUGACUGUCUCGCCACAACCACAAAAACACGUCCCACCCCACCCAUCUUCAUCCUUCUUGGAAAAACACAGAUGAAAGCCAAGAAAUAUAAGGAUGCAGUCGAGAGUUUCAAAAAAGUACUGAUGCUGCUGUGCCCCAAUGAAGAUGGGUUGUGUACUGUACCUGAGGCUGCUGAAGUGUUUUACUUCAUUGGCCUCUGCUACAUGGCCCAGGUCAAUUUACUACAGGCUCUGGAAGCAUUCAGUAAUGCAGUGAAGAUAAACCCUGAUUAUGCAGAUGCCUUCUACCAGCGUGGACUUUGUCGGAUGCGUCUUCAGCAAUCGAAAAGUGUGCAGGAUUUCAAUCGAGCUCUUUCAAUCAACCCCAACCUUUUUCAGGUAUAUCUAAGUCGUGCUGCUUUCUAUGGAGACAAGGGGCGCUACUCAAAGGCUAUUCUGAACUGCAAUGAAGCUAUAAAGAUCCAGCCCAAGAGUGUGAGAGCAUAUCUUUACAGAGGUGUGCUGAAAUUCUACAUGAAGGUAUACAGGUAUGCUGUGGAGGACUUAACCACAGCCGUCAGUAUUGACAAGAUGUGCUCCCUUGCCUACUAUAACAGGGGUGUGUGCUACCAGGAAAUGAAGGAGUAUAAAAAUGCUUUAAGAGACUAUGGAAUCGUUCAGCUUCUUGGAAGCAGGAGAGAAAUAGAUCUGAAGGUGUUGGUUAAUCGUGGCCUUCUGUAUGUCGAGCUGAAUGACUACCACAAUGCCCUCCAGGAUUUUGAAGCCGCCUCAAAGAAGAGCCCAGAAGAUGCCACUAUCUUCCAUGCACUUGGAGUCUACCACCACAGACUUGGACAUCUGGAGGAAGCUGCUGCUGCCUUUACCCAGGCGAUGACGCUGAGCCCCUUCUUCUUGGAUGCCUGUGUGGGACGAGGGAAUGUAUACAUGGACUAUGGCCAUGAGGCGGCAAGCAAGCAAGCACAAAGAGAUUUCCUCACAGCACUGCAUUUAAACCCUCUGUGCACCAAAGCUAGAAUCAACCUGGGAUAUAACUUCCAGGUGUUUGGGCAUUUCAAGAAAGCUUGGAAUCAGUUCACAAUUGCAUCCGACAUCGAUCCAGCUUGCUGGGCCGCUCAUGAGGGAAGAGCUGUCAUCAACCUUCAGAUGGGCCACACUUAUGAGGCUUUUCAGGACAUCAAUAUGGCUUUGAAGCAUAAUCCUGUUUCUGAGCUGUUGCUCACAAACCGCGGUGUCAUCCACCAAUUCAUGGGAGACAAUAUGAAUGCCAUGAAGGACUAUCAGAAUGCAGUUUCAAUCAACCCACAUUAUGCAUUGGCCUUUUUUAAUGCUGCAAACAUGUACUUUUACAACAGACAAUUUAAACAGGCCAGCGAUUACUAUACAAAGGCGAUCGAUCUUGAACCAAGUAAUGAGUCAGCGUUCCUCAAUCGUGCCAUCACAAGGAGUCUGCUUCGGAAUGUGUCAGGAGCCCUAAAGGACUUUGACGAAGCCUUAAAGCUCAACCCCUUCUCAGCUCAUGUAUAUUUUAACAGGGCUAAUCUCUACAUCUCUCUGAAGAAAUACAGAUCUGCAGAGAAAGACCUCUCUCAAGCUCUUCUUCUCCAGCCCAGUGAUGCUCUGGUGUAUAAACUUCGAGCUGAUGUCCGAGGGCAUCUUGGGUUGACCGAGUUAGCCAUUGCAGAUUACAAGACAGCAGUUCAACUCCAGGAAGCUGCCCAGCAUGUGUAAAAACAGGACAUGAUUGUACUUCUGACUUUCUGUUUAGAGGCCCCUUGUGAUAACAUUUUGUAUGAUGCAUUUUCUAUUUAAACUCUUGCUUAGUGAUUAGACAAUGUUUCUCAUGUCUCAAAGAUAUCUACACUUUAUACAAAGCACUGUAUGCAUGUUGUACAAAGGUUAGUAAAUUACGGUCAAUUCAGACACAGAAUUAAUGUCCAAGCGGUAUUACAUACAAUAGAAAAUGUGACAACACAAAUGCACAUCUACCAAGAACCAAGGAAAUCUUAUGCAAUUUUCGUACUGGAUAUAAAUUAUUAAAUGGGUGUCAUUACAAUUUUUUCUUCUUUCCAUUUAUAGUUAUGGGGUAUAGGUUUUGACAUUUUAUCGGACAUCCUGUAUCUAAUUGGGGUCAUUUUAACAAAAUGUGUAGAACGUGCAGAUGUUUUGUCAUUAACAAUAACUGUGCAAUAGAAUUAAAAUAUAAAUAAAAUGGAAGCCUUACUAAAUGCUUUAUAGCAAUUAGUUUGGCAGCUACCAAUGUUAUGUGGAGCUGAGAAUUUUCCUAAUUGGCGAUAUGACACCAGAGUCUGUACUUUACUGGUGUGGUGUCUCGUUCAGUUAGCAUUCAGUUUCAGCCAUGCAGCAUAACAGUUCAUAAUAAUGACUUUUGCAUGCUUAAUGAGGACUGCAAACCUGCAUUCUAUAUUUCCUGGCAGAGAUCGCAGAGGGGAAUUUGACAUUCUAAAUACUGCUAUUUAUCACUGUUGACACCAAAAUCCUAUAUCCUUUAUUACUUUUUAAUUUUUUUGCAAAGCAUAUCCUGCAAUUAACUCAUUCUUCACAGGAAUACUAAACAUCAAGUUCCCUGGGAUGCAUUUUUACCCUCUUAAAAAUAUAACAAAAGGGGUAAAUAGAUAUAACCAUUAUGUGUGAAGUUUUUCUUGCAUAAAAAUCUUUUUUGCUUUUACUUCUGUUGCAAGAUUCAUCUUCGUUUUUUCAAUUACAGUACCCUGAAUUUUG
Lepisosteus oculatus (spotted gar) is the source of this 8004-nucleotide messenger RNA. RefSeq names its product tetratricopeptide repeat domain 6 (gene ttc6). Gene Ontology annotation, molecular function: protein binding. The record is from RefSeq and is a predicted model, not a curated record. Lineage: Eukaryota; Metazoa; Chordata; Actinopteri; Semionotiformes; Lepisosteidae.